CUUUGAUCAGCAGAGGGUGGAGAGAAAGCCUUUGGAAAGGCCCAAAGAUGCAUCAGUAUUGUUUACUGUGCACUUGGCUUCACUUCACACCCCCAUUCCGGAAGAAGCAACAGAGAUAGGACCAUCUUGCACCUUGACCUGUCUAGACUGGGGAGUGGGCUUUUUGUCCCAGUUACCAAGAGUACUGGGUGCUCUUUGACCCUUUGAGUAUUUGCUGUGGAGACACUCGCUAAGUAUGUAGGUAGUUUGUAAAAGCUUCUUGAACUCUUACUUAAUUCAGGAGGAAAGCGAAUGAGACAAAGACAUGGACCAGCUGUUAUGAAAUAAAGCUGAAACAGUAGAACCUGGGAGAAGUUACAUUUUGUAAGCUAUUAUUUUCUACACAAAGCCCCUGGGAAGCAAUAUAACAGCUGCAUUUGAGAUGGCGCACUACAACUAUUCUCAGGCACAGGUUUUCACAACUCUUACACAUGUUCCAUUAGUCAAAUCUGAGGUAUAUCUGACAGAGAUUUUAGAGGGAAUAUGUGAGAAAAUGGAUGACUACAGCCUUUACAUAGACCCUAAAACCAAGGAAAAGUCUUUCAAAAGGUUUGCUCCCAGAGAUAAUGAUGCACUCCCAUCACUCGACUUUAACAAUUUCCAGUUCAAUCCUGCAGAAAGCAAUCCUCUAAAGUUUGCGUGUGAGCAUGUGGUGGAGGAGACUGAUGAGGAAAUAAUUUCACUUCUUACCAAAGACACUGAGAAUUUAGCUGAGAAGCUGUGCAGUGAAGUAGCAGGUUUUUGUAAUUCCAUUCCACACAGUGAAUUAUAGAAUCCCAGAUGUGAGCUACAGAGAACUGCUGUGUUUUUUUCUGGUUAUCUCGCCCAGCAGCAUGAACUAUGGCAACUUAUUGCCUAUAAGAACGGAUGUCAGUGUGAUCAUAUUUCCAGUAUGACUUAUGUACCAAGGACAACACAAUGGGUUUGAACUUUGUUAAAAUUAUCAAUAUGAUAAUGGGUAAUUACUCUUUCUUUAGACCAAAAAAAAAAGCCAGUUUGGCCCGACCUCGUAAUAUAUAGUUAGGUUUUGGUUAUUAUUAUUUUUUUCUUUUUUUUGUCAUGUAAUUAUCGAUCAAUAAACUAUAUAUUUUAAGAAA
Hyla sarda is the source of this 1136-nucleotide messenger RNA. RefSeq names its product canopy FGF signaling regulator 1 (gene CNPY1). The transcript has 4 exons. Bases 422 to 811 code for a protein of 129 amino acids. Gene Ontology annotation, cellular component: endoplasmic reticulum. Lineage: Eukaryota; Metazoa; Chordata; Amphibia; Anura; Hylidae. The record is from RefSeq and is a predicted model, not a curated record.